AUGCUCAGGCAGUUGCUGUCGGUACCGAUGCUCGCGAGACGGCUGCCGCGGAACCUCUCGCGCCUUCGCAGCUUCGUGACGGCUGCGUCGAGUUGCCAUGGUGGCACCGAGGGCACCGCCCAUCACCUGCACGUCGACGCGAAGACGCGCAUCAUCUACCAGGGUGAGAAGCAUACGCCGCCCGCCGCGUACGCCAGCAGGAAUCGCCUUGCUCAUCUGCGCUCUCCCAGGCUUCACCGGACGGGCGGUAAACGUGACGUCCGCCUUGAUGCCAUGGACAACGUCGCCCCGCACGUCAGCGCCGUCUUCGUGCCCGCGCCCUUCGCCGCGGCAGCCAUCGUCGAGGCGGUCGAGGCCGAGGUGCCGCUCAUCGUCGCCGUGGCCGAGCACGUGCCGGUGCACGACCUUUUGCGCGUGCACGAGGUGCUGCGAACCCAGAGCCGCAGCCGACUGGUCGGGCCCAACAGCCCGGGCAUCAUCGCGCCAGAGCAAUGUCGCGUCGGCAUCAUGCCGUUUGCCCAGUAUCGCCGCGGCCGCGUCGGCAUCGUGAGCAAAUCGGGCACCUUGAGCUACGAGGCCGUCGGCGCAACGACGGCCGCCGGGCUCGGCCAAAGUCUUGUCCUCGCCGUGGGGGGCGACGCGAUGCCCGGAACGUCCAUUUCUGACGCCCUUGCCGUCUUCUUCGCCCAGCCCGAGACCGAAGGCAUCAUCGUCAUCGGCGAGAUUGGUGGGGAGCAGGAGCUGCGCGCAGCCGAGCUCAUUCGACGCUACCGCGCAUCGACGUCGCACCCAAAGCCCAUCGUUGCCAUGGUCGCUGGCCAGACGGCACCUCGGGGCAGGACCAUGGGCCAUGCCGGUGCCUUUCUGUCGCCACGGGACGCGACUGCCAAGGAAAAGGCGGCAGCGCUGGAGAGGGCCGGAGCCGUCAUCGUCCCUCACCCGGGCGUCAUGGGCGUCGUCAUGAAAGAGUUGCUGGCCACGACAUGUGCAGGCUGA
This is a messenger RNA of Drechmeria coniospora, 996 nucleotides long. Its product is annotated as succinate-CoA ligase. NCBI's taxonomy places the organism in Eukaryota, Fungi, Ascomycota, Sordariomycetes, Hypocreales, Ophiocordycipitaceae. Gene Ontology annotation, molecular function: succinate-CoA ligase (GDP-forming) activity; succinate-CoA ligase (ADP-forming) activity. The record is from RefSeq and is a predicted model, not a curated record. Gene Ontology annotation, cellular component: succinate-CoA ligase complex (ADP-forming); mitochondrion. The coding region runs from base 1 to 996 and encodes 331 amino acids. The transcript has 3 exons. Gene Ontology annotation, biological process: tricarboxylic acid cycle.